This is a messenger RNA of Aphanomyces invadans, 2678 nucleotides long. RefSeq lists its product as hypothetical. Gene Ontology annotation, biological process: G protein-coupled receptor signaling pathway; phosphatidylinositol metabolic process; cell surface receptor signaling pathway. The coding region runs from base 26 to 2647 and encodes 873 amino acids. Gene Ontology annotation, cellular component: membrane. The record is from RefSeq and is a predicted model, not a curated record. Gene Ontology annotation, molecular function: G protein-coupled receptor activity; phosphatidylinositol kinase activity. The transcript is spliced from 4 exons. NCBI's taxonomy places the organism in Eukaryota, Oomycota, Saprolegniomycetes, Saprolegniales, Verrucalvaceae.
AACGCCGCAUGUUACACCGAGCAGAAUGGAGAACGCCCCUUAUCGACCUGCGGCAUCUCGGUCCGAGAUGAAGACUCGCGACGCGGCAGACCCGCGGCCUAACCGAGCCAUGUCGUCGAACGACUCGGACGAUGACUCUGGUGACGAGGAGAUGGGAAAGCAGCCGUACACCCGAGGCCGUCCCAAUACCCUCGCUUCGCGUGGAACAGGAGCCGGCGACGCGCCGCCGCCGUCGGCUUCAUCUCGUCACAACACGCGUGCUCCUCCGUCCAAGACCCGACGGUCCUUGUAUUUUCAGAUUGUCAUGGGGCUGGCCGCGAUCGGGUGCUUUGUCCUUGGCGUGUUUGUCAAGUACACGAACCUGAGUUCGGGCAUUAUUUGGGGCUCGGUGCUGUCGGCGUUCUCGGUCGUGACCGUCCUGCUGUCCUAUGCGAGUGAUCCCCUCAGUCGUCAGCAUCCGAACCCACUGGUGUUUUGGCGCACGAUCGCGGACGGAUUCUUUGUCGUGCGGUUGCUGGCCGAGCAAUUUGUGCGAUGCGUAAACUACCAGUGUUCUCCGCUCUGCGUCACAUUCAACUGCGGUUGCGCGUUCACCCGCGACGCGCUGCUUGGGUACCUUCCCGCAGGCAACGACACGUGCAUCUUCUUUGCCGGGUUCUUUCAAUUCUCGCUCCUCGCGUCCGAGUGCUGGUUCCUCUGCAUGACGUUGAACCUGUUUCUGUCUCUGACGAAUCCAUUUACCGACUUCAAGCGCAACACGCGCUUCUUCCACGUCUUCUCGUGGGGCGUGCCGCUCGCGUCGGCGGUCUUGCUGGCCAGCCUCGCCGACUUUGCCGGGUACUCGGACUUUGACACGUGCUGGACAAACGCUCUCCGCGGAGCGACGACCAUUCCACGGCUCACGGACACGUGCGUGAACGAAAGCCGCACGUUCAUCCUCAAAGACAAGACUGGGUCCCUCCAAGCCAACUACAUCAGCUGGGGCUUCUUCUACGUCCCGAUGCUCGUCUUCAUCGUAGUCGGGCUCGUCGUGUGGAUUUGGACGUACAACCGCCUUCGCGAGGGCCUGCCGGAAACGUACGGCGUGCGCAAGCAGUCGAUCGAUCGCGCGCGCUUCCUCGUCGUCGCCGUAUCGAUGUACUGGACCAUCAUCUUUGCCGUCUACGCCACCUUUUUGAGCCUGUCGGAAGGCGACACGAAGCAGCGGUGGAAGGAAGUGGUCAACUUUUUGAUGGCGUCCAAGGGCUACGUCGAUCUGGUCAUUUGGUUUCAACUGAACGACUUGCGCGUACCGACGCCGAGUGCGCUCUGCUCCAAGAACGACCAGACCGUCGACGUCGACUUGAACCCGCAGGUGAACGCCGCGCUUCGUCGCGAAGUGCUCUUCUACACAACGUCUGGCAUCAUCCAGGCGGUCCAGCAAGCGGAAACCCUGGCCGAGCACGAGCGGGUGCAGCACCUCGCGUUGCGGCCCCAAGGCACGCCGCCGCCGUCGUCGCAGCACUACACGAAAACCUUUCACGACUACGAACCGCACGCGUUCCGGCGCAUUCGCCAGUGCUUCCACGUAGACAACAUUCGGUACCUCAAGUCGCUGUCGUCGACCGCCAAGGAGCGGCUGUCGGAAGGCGCGAGUGGUGCGUUUAUGUUUUUUUCUGGCGACGGAUCGCUCAUCGUCAAGAGCACGUCCCCCGACGAGUGCAAGUUUCUUCGCGGCAUCGCCGACGCGUACGCGACGUACAUGUGCACGCACCCGUCGACGCUGCUCACGCGGUUCUACGGGUGCCACUGCCUCGAACUGUACGGGCAACAGUUUUCGUUUGUUGUGAUGGCCAACUUGUUUGCGACGCCGCAGACGAUCCACACGCGGUUCGACAUCAAGGGGUCGUGGGUCAACCGAAAGGGCGGCCUCCCCAAGCGCGGCAAGAAAGUCACGUGCCGGCACUGCAAUCGCAAGUACGUGUACCAGAGCACGGCCAAGGACGAUCUCAACUGCGACGUUCGCCUCGGCGGCCACGAGCCCAACAUUGUCCUCAAGGACAGCGACCUCACGCAAAAGCUCAAGCUCGACACGAACGUGGCGGUCGCGCUGUACCGCCAACUCGAAGCCGACAGCAACAUGCUGUGCGAGUUUGGUAUUAUGGACUAUUCGCUCCUCAUGGGCAUCCACGAUGUCGAGUUCAAGGUCGAUGCGGUCGAUGACGAUGACGACGAAACGACCGUCGUCCGCCCGCCGCGCCGCGUUCCCCGGUCCGGCAAACGCGUCGCCAACACGGUCGUCGGUCCCGCGUACUACCACUUGGGUGUGAUCGAUAUCCUCCAAACGUGGACGCUGCAGAAACGCAUGGAGCGCUUCGUCAAGGUCCACCUGCGCCGCGUCGACGGCGACGGGCUGUCCGCGAUCGCCCCCGACAAGUACAAGAAGCGCUUUCAAGCCAAGAUGGCCGAGAUUCUGAACGUCGGCCACUUGAUUGGAACUCCCCAGCAACGCGACCUGUACACUGCCGUCCAGAGCUCUCAAAUGGACAUUGACGCGUCCGAGGUGAGCGGCGUCGUGACCGAUGUCCAUCACGGGAGUGGGUACGUCGCUCACACGGGCGCCAACCACCAUGGCGAAGGAUACACGGCAGACCAUAUUCACUUGUAAUCGUACAUGCGUGUCAAAAUUGCACGUCACA